AUGGAGGUUGUCGCGGCCGUCCUCCCCACGCUGGUGCCCUCAGGAAACGCGGUGGUGGUACUCCUCGCCGACCUCGGGUAUCUCGCCGCCGCGGAGCAGUGCUCCAUCGGCUGUUGCGCCAUCGGGAGGCUACUUUCAGUGCAGUAUGGCCGAAUUUUGGAUAUUGACUUGAAAAUACCUCCAAGACCUCCUGGAUAUGCAUUCGUUGAGUUUGAGGAUCCACAUGAUGCUGAUGAUGCAAUUUAUGGCCGUGAUGGGUAUAACUUUGAUGGCUACAGGUUGCGGAUAUGUAUAUCAUGCUUUCAUUUAAUGGUUGAAUUAGCUCAUGGUGACAGAGGCCAGUCUUAUUCUUAUGAUCGUUCAAGCAGCUAUAGCAGUGCAUGCCGUGGAGGUGUUUCUAGGCGCUCUAAUUUCCGUGUUAUGGUCACUGGUUUACCCUCAUCGGCAUCAUGGCAAGAUCUGAAGGACCACAUGCGGCGCGCUGGUGAUGUAUGUUUCUCUGAUGUAUACCGUGAGGCUGGAGGCAUGCAAAGUAGCCUUCUUGCUCUUGCUUUAGUAGAUGACGAAAAAGUAGAAGUUGUUCGAGCUGCGAGCUGGAAGGACGUCGAGGGGUCGCUGUUUGUUGUCAGGAGGAACUCUGAGUCCCGCUUUCAGUUCAUUGUCAUGAACACGCACAACACUGGUACAUCGGCGAUCACUGCUUGGAUCGAUCACCCGCGGCGCCUAGACACGCAUAUUGUCAAACUGCUAUUAUUCUAG
Zea mays is the source of this 759-nucleotide messenger RNA. Its product is annotated as serine/arginine-rich splicing factor SR30. The transcript has 9 exons. Gene Ontology annotation, molecular function: enzyme activator activity; mRNA binding. NCBI's taxonomy places the organism in Eukaryota, Viridiplantae, Streptophyta, Magnoliopsida, Poales, Poaceae. Bases 1 to 759 code for a protein of 252 amino acids. Gene Ontology annotation, cellular component: nucleus; cytoplasm. The record is from RefSeq and is a predicted model, not a curated record. Gene Ontology annotation, biological process: positive regulation of catalytic activity; deadenylation-dependent decapping of nuclear-transcribed mRNA.